Messenger RNA from Closterium sp. Naga37s-1, 1467 nucleotides. The record is from the annotation of a GenBank genome assembly. Lineage: Eukaryota; Viridiplantae; Streptophyta; Zygnematophyceae; Desmidiales; Closteriaceae.
AUGGUGAUUGCUGGUUCUGCCGAGCCGUCGCCAGAGCGCGCUGCCGCCUGGUCGGCUGUGGUCGCCAAGCCCCAUUCGGCCCCCGAAAAGGUGACCACGGCGACGCAGCCCCCUCUACCGCCGGCUCUGAAGCCCGCGACAACAGUCUCUGAAACGACUCUUCCCCUCGUACCCGCGGAUCCCCUUGCCGGGGGCGAGACGGGCCCGGCUGCCCCUGUUGUUGAUCCGGCCGCUCCGGCUACUGCUCCGUAUCCCCUCGCUCCCAUGGUUGCGCCGACGGCGUCUGCUCCUGCUGGGGGAGUUGCUGAUCCCCCUGCUCCUGCCCUUGGCGCACCUGUUGCGCCGGCCGCUUCUGUCCCCGACGUGCCUGCGCCGUUGUCUCCUUCGUCCCCGCAGGCGGGGUCCGCCACCACUGGCGGCCCGACCCCGAUGGUUGAGACUCCGGCCGUGGAACCGAAUGCACCUGCUGUGCUGCCGACGGCCCCGGUAGCGCAGCCGUCUCGUCCCCCAUCGCCAGACCGCCGUCUAUCCCGCCCCCAUUCUCCCGCACCCCAGCAGGAGCGCGAGUCGUCGCGGCGCCGGCGUAACUCUCCCAGGCGCUACCAGCCGCCAGCCCAAUGGCCUGCUCUCCCCGGUGGCAAUGCGGGCUGGAGGGGUCCCCGCGGGCGUGGUGGUGGCGGGGGUUACCGCCCGCCUGUGACAAUGGCGGAUCUUCAGCGGGAAGUGUCGAGGGCCGUGCGCGAGGAGAGGGCGGCGCAGAGCCAGAGCAGUUCGCCGCGGACCGCGCCAGCGCACGUGGCUGCUCUUCAGGCUGUGCCUCCCGUGGUCCCUCCGCCAGCUGCUGCACUUCCUCCUCCAGUCCUUGCCCCAUCGGCUCCUGCUCCUGCUGCCUCGGCACCUCCCUCCGGCUCUCGUCUUCAUCUGCCGCCGGUUCCGCCUGUUGCGGGAGUGGAGUUUGUUGCUGCGGGUGGUGGCUCGUCGGCGCAGUAUUCCCACCACGUUGCUGCGGAUGAGCCACUUCUUUUCCUGACGGAGGCACUUCAGCCUCCGCAGACGCGUGUUCCCGAGGCGACGCUUGGCCAGCUCCACCGACUCGCGGAGAGCCUCCACGCGUUGCUGCUGAUACAAGUUAUCGCUCACUCGUCCCUCCCCGUGAUUCCUCCAGAGACUUUCCGCGGCCGCCAGCGUGACACGUGCUUGGACGCGGCGGACCAGCUCGCGUCGCUGCUGGCGCCCGUGUUGGCUGCGCCCGCGGAGGGUGGCGCUGCUGCUGCGGGACAGCUUGACGAGGCUGUCCGGGGCUUGAGGCGGCACUUGCGCGCAGGAUCUGGAGCCGCGGCGAUCGGCGCAAGCACGCUUGUGGUCCAGGAGCUCCGCGCGCCGCCCCCCCCCCCUCGCUGCUGCCCGAGCCACCCUGCAGCCCGCGAGCCGCCUCUGCAGCGCCGAGUGCGCUCUGCCAAACCCUAA